Messenger RNA from Phoenix dactylifera (date palm), 2126 nucleotides. RefSeq names its product bifunctional cytosolic FAD synthase/FAD diphosphatase-like. Gene Ontology annotation, biological process: FAD biosynthetic process. The record is from RefSeq and is a predicted model, not a curated record. Lineage: Eukaryota; Viridiplantae; Streptophyta; Magnoliopsida; Arecales; Arecaceae. Gene Ontology annotation, molecular function: FMN adenylyltransferase activity.
AUCGCAUCUCCUAUAACCCCAAUCAUCCAAACAAGAAGCGGACAUCCUCCUCUUCAGCUACGGAGAGGGGGAGAGAGAGAGAGAGAGGUGUCUUCGGAAGGCAACCUAAUCGGCACUUCCCUUCUCUCUUUCCUUCUUCCUGGGGGGGUAAAGAGAGGGGGAUGGAGAUCGAUCGAGCUAUAAAGGAGAGCAGCGAUCGGAGGCUCCAGACUAAGUACAACAACGCCGUUUACGUGAUCCAGAGAACUUUCGCUCUAUACGAGUUUGAACAAGUUGCCUUCAGCUUCAAUGGGGGAAAGGACUCGACUGUUUUACUGCAUUUACUUCGGGCUGGAUAUUAUCUGCAUAAAGAGAAAACAGAUAAUUCCCAUGGGAACCAACUGGACUGCAUGCUGAACUGUCCGAUACGAACUAUCUAUUUUGAGAGCCCUUGUGCUUUCCCUGACAUCAAUUUAUUCACUUAUGAAACUGCUGCUGUUUAUGACUUGCAUCUGGAAAUUAUUCGCUCAGAUUUCAAGUCGGGUUUAGGGACUCUGCUAACGGAAAAACCUAUCAAAGCUAUUUUUCUUGGUACCCGAAUUGGUGAUCCUAAUGCGGUUGGUCAGGAACAGUUCUCCCCUAGUUCAACUGGAUGGCCUCCUUUUAUGAGGGUGAAUCCUAUCUUGGAUUGGUCAUACAGGGAUGUGUGGGCUUUCAUUUUAACCUGCAAGGUUAAAUACUGCAGUCUGUACGAUCAAGGAUAUACUUCUAUUGGGAGCAUACAUGAUACAGUUCCAAAUGCAUUGUUGAGCGUUGCUGAAUCUUCAACCAUGAAAGAAAAUUUUAAACCUGCAUAUAUGCUAUCGGAUGGAAGACAAGAAAGGGCUGGAAGAGCAAAGAAGAUUUCUUCAAAGUCUGAAAGCACUCCUGUUCUAAGCAAUGGCCUGAACAAUAUUGGUCCACAUAAGAACAGCUUUCUCACAGCAUCAAUCAUUGCUGUAGGUGAUGAGAUUCUGUUUGGUACUGCUGAGGACCAAAUAGGAGCAACAUUGUGCAAAAAGCUUCAAACCAUAGGUUGGCAAGUUGCCCAUGUAGCAGUUGUUCGGAAUGAUGUUGAUUCUGUUGCCGAAGAAGUCGAACGCCGGAAAUCUAAAGAUGACAUGGUAUUCCUUUUUGGAGGGCUUGGCCCUUUACAUUCAGAUGUUUCGGCGGCAGGUGUUGCAAAGGCAUUUGGAGUUCGUCUGGCCCCUGAUGAAGAGUUCGAGGAGUAUCUCAGGCAUCUUAUAGGAGACCAUUGCACUGGUGACCGGAAUGAGAUGGCUUUAUUGCCUGAAGGCAUAACUGAAUUACUGCACCAUGAAAUGCUACCUGUGCCAUUGAUCAAAUGCCGAAAUGUGAUUAUUCUUGCUGCAACAAAUGUUUCUGAACUAGAAACAGAAUGGGAAUGUCUUCUACAAUUACCAAGUCCUCCUAUAGUGCGGAUGGCACCAUUCAAGUCAAAGCAUCUUCAUACCAUGCUUUCUGAUAUUGAAACUGCUCAGGUUAUAUCCAAAUUGUGUAUUGAUUUCCCAGAUAUUUAUAUAGGAUGUCAUCGCAAGUCUAGAGCUGGCCCUUUAAUAAUCAAUUUUGUUGGGAAGGACAAUACGAGGGUAGAACUGGCUGCUCAGAAUCUGUGUGAACGGUUCCCAGCAGGAGCAGUCCGUGAAGUUAAACUCUAGCUGAUAUGAUGAUCAGUUCUUUAAUAUUUUGCUGGGCAAAAAGGGGGAUGGUGGAAAGAGAAGCCAACUUGUCCCGAGCUUUUGAUUAGCAUAAGUUGUUCUUUUCCAAGCUCUUGGCCAAACCGCACAUUUUUUAUUUUUUUGAAGAAAGCAUAGUUCAGUAGUUUCUUCCAAAGAGCAUGAAUGGAACUGCUGGGGAAGAAGAGCAUCAACGGUCGCUAACCUUUUGCAUUCAAUUAUCGGCAUCCACAUUAGCUGAUGGAAGCUCACGACCCAGAUAUACAUGUUUCUGGGAAGAAGAAGGAGGCGGGUUCAGAACUGGAGACUGGCUGACACCUCAUUUUGUCUCCUUGUACUUGCAUCUGUAAAAUUCUUCUUACUGCAGUGCAAUUAAUAAAUUAAAUAACAAGAUGCAGGCCUUCCAUAAAA